AUGGCACAGUCUCCGAUGAUCUCGGUGCCUCUUAAGGCUACCAACGAGAUCGACUGGGUUGAACCGCUGAAGGGUUACAUCCGCGAUACCUAUGGCGAUGAUCCCGAACGCUAUGCAGAGGAAUGCGCUACACUGAAUCGCUUGAGACAAGAUGUACGGGGUGCCGGAAAGGACAGCACAUCUGGAAGAGAUAUGCUCUAUCGCUACUAUGGGCAGCUUGAGCUUCUCGAUUUGCGCUUCCCAGUCGAUGAGCAACAUAUCAAGAUAUCAUUCACAUGGUUCGAUGCCUUCACCCAUAAAUCCACCGCGCAGUAUUCGCUUGCUUUUGAGAAAGCCUCCAUCAUCUUCAACAUAUCUGCUGUCCUCUCCUGUCAUGCUGCUGCCCAGGACCGUGGCGAGGAGUCCGCGCUCAAGACUGCCUACCACAACUUUCAAGCCUCUGCGGGCAUGUUCACUUAUAUCAACGAGAACUUCCUACAUGCACCAUCGUCCGACUUGAGCAGAGAAACGGUCAAGGCCCUGAUCCAUGUCAUGCUUGCGCAGGCCCAGGAAGUAUUCCUUGAAAAGCAGAUUGCUGACAAGAAGAAAAUUGGUUUACUUGCAAAACUAGCCUCUCAGGCUGGCUACUUGUACACCCAGGCUCUCGAAGGCGUGCAAGAGAAUGUCAAUAAAGCCAUUUUCGAGAAAGUGUGGCUGUUGAUGGUUCAGGUGAAAUCUAAUCUUCUUAACUCUACGGCACAAUAUUAUCAGGCUCUGGCGGAUGAUGAAGCGAACCAACAUGGCAUCGCUGUGGGACGACUACAAGUUGCAGAGGCACAGGCAAAGGAGGCAGAGCGCUUCGCUAGGAGCUUCCCCAACUCAGUCCCUAUGAGCUCUAACCUCACCGCUGAUUGUGGAGCAUUCCUCCAGGAACUGACCAAACGACAUCUAUCGACAGUGCAAAGUCAGCUGCAGAGUGCUCUGAGAGACAACGAUUAUGUCUACCACCAAGAAGUACCUGUUGAGGCGAGUUUAGAAGCCGUUCCCAAGCUGCCAGCUGCGAAACCUAUUCCUGUUAGCGAACUGUAUGCCGGCCAGGACAUUCAGCGCAUUACUGGACCUGAUCUGUUCGCAAAGAUCGUGCCUUUCGCUGUGACGGAAUCGGCAAGUUUGUAUGAUGAAGAGAAGGCCAAGUUGGUACGAGCUGAAGCGGAGCGAGUGGACACAGCCAAUGGUGAGAUGGCAGCCAGUUUGGAUUACUUGAGGCUCCCCGGAGCGUUGCAAGUGUUGAAAGGCGGAUUUGAUCAGGAUAUUUUGCCUGACGAGGACUUCCGGCAAUGGUGCGAUGAUGUUUCGGAUCAAGAAAACCCGGUGACCUUGUUCGAGUCACUAAGGACGGAAAAGGACUCUAUUCUCUCGAUCCUGGACAAGAGCACCAAGCAGCUCGAUAUGGAAGAGGGUGUAUGCGAGAAGAUGCGGUCCAAGUACGAAAACGAUUGGACACAGCAGCCAAGCUCGAGGUUGACAACGACAUUACGGGGUGAUAUCCGUCACUAUCGUGAGGCUUUGGAUGAGGCAUCAAGGAGCGACAACCAAUUGGCGGGCAAGCUUCGACAGAACGAGAUGGAUUUCGAUGAGAUGCGACGGGCAGCUCAGUCCGGGGAAGUUGAUCAGCUAUUCCAACGUGCUGUUGCGCAGGCACGAGCGCGAUCAAGCAACGCAACCAGUCCUGCCGGUAUCGAGCCUAACCUUUUGGAUGAUGAUUUCGACGAGGGACCUAGUGUUAUUGAUCAGAUCAACCGAGUGGAGGAUAUCCUGAAGAAACUUAAUCUCAUUAAGCGGGAACGAAACCAGGUGUUGAAGGAUUUGAAAGAGAAGGCCCACAACGACGAUAUCUCCCAGAUUCUCAUUUUGAACAAAAAGUCGAUAUCCAACUACGAGGCUCAGCUCUUUGAGCAAGAAUUGGAAAAGUUCAGGCCUCACCAAAACCGACUUCUGCAAGCAAACCACAAACAGUCAGCUUUGAUGAAGGAGCUCACAGGCACAUUCAAUAGAUUGCUGCAGGAUAAGCGAGUUCAAUCCGAGCAGAGCAAAUACGAGACUAUUCAGCGACAACGCUCGUCAGUCAUCAACCGAUAUAAGCGGGCGUACCAGGAAUUCCUGGAUUUGGUCGCAGGGUUACACAGCGCCAAGAACUGGUACUCUGAGAUGCGUGAGACAGUGGAGAGCUUGGAGAAGAACGUUGACAGCUUUGUCAACAACCGUAGAUCGGAGGGAGCGCAAUUGCUCAACCAGAUCGAGCAGGAGCGGUCAUCGAACAAGAACUCGCAGGCAGAGAUGGAACGAGAGAGACUCAGAGGUCUCAUGGAUCGGAUGUCGAUGGACCCUUCCAAGUCAUCGCCGCAACCCCAGAGCCGCCCAACACCUCCGUCGCAAUACCAGCAGGGGCAAGCUCCUCGAUAUCCGCAAACCAACUUCCCAGGACAAUAUCAGGUGCCAAACUCACCACCAGCCCAGCAGCAAACAAUGGCGCAACAGCAAGCAUACCAAAACUUCUCUCCGCCGCCAACAACUCAGUCAUUCGGACCGCCUCCUAUCAACACUUUUGUUCAGCCUACGUAUAAUCCUAGUCAGUAUGGACGUACACCGGGACCGACGUCGCCUCCUCCAAACCAAACGUCGUUUAAUAUGGGUGGUCUCCGAGGCCCCGCAUCGCCACCUCCGAACCAGACGUCGUUCGGACAAACUCAAUCAUUCGGUGGAUACGGAGCGUCAUCGACACCGCAGACACAAGGAGGUUACGUGCCGCCAGGAUUCGUCCCGCCUCCUCCACCACCCGGACCACCACCGCUGGGACCUCAGCAGACAUUCCACUAUGGAAAUCAGCCCAAUAGCGCACAUCCAAACAGUGCGUAUCCUCAAUCUGCAGCACCACAGCAACAACAGCAACAGCAGCAAAACGAUCCUUGGGCUGGAUUGAAUGCAUGGAAAUAA
Molecule: messenger RNA, 2973 nt
Organism: Fusarium sp. VM40
Lineage: Eukaryota; Fungi; Ascomycota; Sordariomycetes; Hypocreales; Nectriaceae
Source: the annotation of a GenBank genome assembly